AUGGCAGCAGCAGAACCCGCACCCGCUCCUGCGGCGAGCCGCCCCGCAUGGAAGGACGUCAGCUACGGCAGCGCAGCCGGCAUCGUCAGCAAGCUGUUCGAGCACCCGCUCGACCUGACCAAGGUCCGCCUCCAGAGCCAGCCCCUCGACCGUGCAGCCCGCUACUCUGGCCCGUGGGACUGCAUCGUCCAGACGUACCGCAACGAGGGCGUAAAGGCCUUCUGGCGGGGCGUCUCGAUGCCCGUCGCAGGCGCCAUGGCCGAGAACGCGACCCUGUUCGUCGUGUACAAUCAGACCCAGGCCCUCCUGCAGCACCUGUACCCGCCCUCGCACCCGUCGACCCCGUCCAACCCGGCCCCGCUCUCGAUCUGGCAGACGGCCACCGCCGCAGCCGUCGCCGGCGCCGCCGUCUCGUUCGUCCUCACGCCCGUCGAGCUCGUAAAGUGCAAGAUGCAGGUCUCCAACAUCGCCGCCGAGGGCUUUGCCGCCUCGCGCGCCGCACACGCCGUCGCCGGCGCCGCGCACGCCCCUGCGACGCGCGCCAUCCCCUCGUCGUUCGUGCGCCCGACGCCCGCACCGAUGCCGGGCGCCAUCUCGGUCACGCGCUCGAUCCUGCGCGAGUACGGCGUGCGCGGCCUGUGGCUCGGCCAGACGGGCACCCUCAUCCGCGAGACGGGCGGCGACGCGGCGUGGUUCACGACGUUUGAGCUCGUCUCGCGGUGGUUCAUCGAGCGGCGCGUCGCGCGCGGCGAGGUGUCGCCCAAGGACGGCGGGCGCGUCACAAAGGGCGACUUGAGCGCGUUCGAGCUCAUGACGGCAGGUGCGGGCGCCGGCAUCAUGUACAACGUCGUCCUGUUCCCGGCCGACUGCAUCAAGUCGACGAUCCAGACCGAGGACGAGUUGAGGGGCAAAGGCGAGGUCAAGGGCCCGAGGAGGGGGUUCGUCCAGGUCGGGCGCGACAUCUACUCGGCGAGGGGCAUCCGGGGCUUGUACAACGGGUGCGGCAUUACGGCGCUCCGGGCCGCACCGAGCUCGGCUCUCAUCUUCUACAUCUACAGCCGCCUCGAAGCCGCAUUCGGCUAGAGCGCCCUCUUCCUUUCCCCCCACGUCGUCGCGCACGCGCCUCUCUCCAACUCUCGCCUCGACCCGACUCGCCGCAGCUAGACCUGGUCGUCUAUCGCAGCUAGAAACACGCUCUCGUAUCGCACUAUACCCCCUAUCUCUCGAGUCGUCCCGCAAUGCAGCACAGUGCCUCGGG
Rhodotorula graminis WP1 is the source of this 1258-nucleotide messenger RNA. RefSeq lists its product as uncharacterized. The record is from RefSeq and is a predicted model, not a curated record. Gene Ontology annotation, biological process: mitochondrial L-ornithine transmembrane transport. NCBI's taxonomy places the organism in Eukaryota, Fungi, Basidiomycota, Microbotryomycetes, Sporidiobolales, Sporidiobolaceae. The transcript is spliced from 5 exons. Gene Ontology annotation, molecular function: L-ornithine transmembrane transporter activity. The coding region runs from base 1 to 1083 and encodes 360 amino acids.